AUGGCUGAUGGCUUUAACAAGUCCUUACAGCCACAUCUGAGCCCAGAAAUGGAAAGCAGUGGAUCUGUAUGGGUGGUGGAGGAGGAGGAGGAGGACGACGAUGACGAUGACGACGAGUUUUUUGCUGGGAAGGUGGCAGAAAGAAAGUCCCUUCUUGUGCACAUCAGAGAUAAGGAAGAUGUUUCCAUCUUAACUGGCCCCCAUGCCAAGAAACAGCAAAUGUCCAACAGCAGCUCAAUCACUGAGUUCCUCCUCCUGGCAUUCGCAGACACACGGGAGCUGCAGCUCUUGCACUUCUGGCUCUUCCUGGGCAUCUACCUGGCUGCUCUCCUGGCCAAUGGCCUCAUCAUCACUGCCAUAGCCUGCGACCACCACCUCCACACCCCCAUGUACUUCUUCCUCCUCAACCUCUCCAUCCUCGACCUUGGUACCAUCUCUAUCACGGUCCCUAAAGUGAUGGCCAACUCACUCUCAGACAACAGGUCCAUCUCUAAUGCAGGAUGCGCUGCUCAAGUCUUUCUAUUUUUCUUCUUGCUUGGAGCUGAGUACGCCCUUCUCACUGUCAUGGCCUACGAUCGCUACGUUGCCAUCUGCCAACCCCUGCACUACGGGACCCUCCUGGGCAGCAGAGCUUGUGUCCACAUGGCAGCAGCUGCCUGGGGCACUGGGUUUCUCUAUGCUGUGCUCCACAUGGCCAAUACAUUUUCUAUACCACUCUGCCAUGGUAAUACUGUAGAACAGUUCUUCUGUGAAAUCCCCCAGAUCCUCAAGCUCUCCUGCUCAGAUGCCUACCUCAGGGAAGUUGGGCUUCUUAUAUUAAGCUGUUUUUUAGGUUUUGGGUGUUUUGUUUUCAUUGUGCUGUCCUAUGUGCAGAUCUUCAGGGCUGUGCUGAGGAUCCCCUCUGAGCAGGGACGGCACAAAGCCUUUUCCACGUGCCUCCCUCACCUGGCCGUGGUCUCCCUCCUUGUCAGCACAGGCAUAUUUUCCUACCUGAAACCCCCCUCCAUCUCUUCCCCAUCCCUGGACCUGGUGGUGGCAGUUCUGUACUCGGUGGUGCCUCCAGCAGUGAACCCCCUCAUCUACAGCAUGAGGAACCAGGAAAUCAUAGAUGCCCUGUGGAAACUAUUUGAAUACAAUCUACUUCAGAUCAAGAAGACCCCCAUUAUCCCACCAGGGCUCCCUCUCGAGGAGUACGAUGACAUAGAAAGAAGAGGAACCAAGAGCAGAAAGGAUGACACAGAUGCCUACUUGGAGCAAACUAUCUCCCAAUCUGCUCAUGGCCUCAAGCUGGUCUGGCCUGAGUGCUUUGGAUGA
Molecule: messenger RNA, 1314 nt
Organism: Grus americana (Whooping crane)
Lineage: Eukaryota; Metazoa; Chordata; Aves; Gruiformes; Gruidae
Product: olfactory receptor 14A16-like
Exons: 3
Coding region: 1-1314 (437 amino acids)
Biological process (GO): G protein-coupled receptor signaling pathway
Cellular component (GO): membrane
Molecular function (GO): G protein-coupled receptor activity; olfactory receptor activity
Source: RefSeq, a predicted model, not a curated record